AUGGAUGCUCGCAAGAGAGGACGCCCUGAAGCCGGCUCUUACAAUUCUAAUGGCGGAUUCAAGAGAUGGCACACUAGAGAAAACAAAUUUCAACUAAGUAAAAAACACUUAAUGUUUUCAACAGAGAUGGAAUCAAAUUCAACUGGUUUAGGAAGCAAAUCGAAGCCAUGCACGAAAUUUUUCAGCACUUCUGGAUGUCAGUUUGGUGAUAACUGCCACUUCUUGCACUACGUACCUGGUGGGUACAAUGCUUCAUCGCACCUGACAAAUCUCGGACAACCAGUUUCUCAAGUUUCCAGAAAUAUGCAAAGAUCCGGUGGUCCGGGAAGAUUCUCAGGGAGGGGAGAUCCAAGAGCAGGCCCUGUUUCAAGCUUUGGUGCUUCUGCUACUGCCAAGAUCAGUGUGGAUGCUUCUUUAGCUGGUGCCAUAAUUGGAAAAGGCGGAAUCCAUUCCAAGCAGAUAUGCCGUCAAACAGGGGUGAAACUGUCGAUUCAAGGUCACGAAAGAGACCCGAACAUGAAGAAUAUCGAGCUGGAAGGAACAUUUGAACAGAUCAAUGAAGCUAGCGGGAUGGUGAGAGAGCUUAUAGAGAGGCUUGGAUCAGGUGCUGCAAGGAGACCUCAAGUGUUUGAAGGGAAACCAUAUCCCGGGAGCAACUACAAGAGGAAGCUCUGUGACAGAUUUGCUCAAGGGAACUGUACAUUUGGCGAUGGAUGCCAUUUUGCGCAUGGUGAAACCGAGCUGCGCAGGUCAUGA
Messenger RNA from Thlaspi arvense, 756 nucleotides. Lineage: Eukaryota; Viridiplantae; Streptophyta; Magnoliopsida; Brassicales; Brassicaceae. The record is from the annotation of a GenBank genome assembly.